Molecule: messenger RNA, 1343 nt
Organism: Alternaria rosae
Lineage: Eukaryota; Fungi; Ascomycota; Dothideomycetes; Pleosporales; Pleosporaceae
Product: short-chain dehydrogenase/reductase-like protein SDR
Exons: 2
Coding region: 342-1193 (283 amino acids)
Molecular function (GO): oxidoreductase activity
Source: RefSeq, a predicted model, not a curated record
UAGUUGCUUUGUUGAUAGAAGGAAGCCCGGCAAUAUGUUUUCGAUUUGUAGCCAAACUUCGUACGAGCCUAGCAUUGACGCGUCAAGUCUGCUUCGUCAUAUCUGCGCCCUGUCGCUAGCGUCACCCCGCAAUGUACCGAGGUCCUCACAUGCAUGCCACCAACAUCAUGUUUGCUUUUUGACGUUGCUUGCUGUAGGCCCACCAUUAUCAAGCUGAGCGCGUCGGCUUUGAUAUUCUUGGCCAGGAGAUGACUACGUGCAUCUGCAUUUGAACUCAAUGGUCCAAUUCGUCAUCCGUAAACACCAGCCGGAAACAACGUCAUAUACUUAAGUCGAAGACAAUGGCUACAGUACCGUCUGAACCCCCACCACGUGGCCUCAAAGAUAGAGUGGCGAUCGUAACUGGAGCAGGUUGCGAUGGUGAUGGGAUUGGGAAUGGUCGUGCGAUAUCGAUCAUGCUCGCCGAUGAGGGCUGUCAUGUCCUUUGCCUGGAUCUAAAGAUGGACUGGGCGGAGAAGACUGCGGAAAUGGCAGCGUCAAAACCACAUCGCGGAAGAGCUAUAGCAGUCCAGGCCGACGUUACGAAGGCUAGUGAUUGCGAGGCUGCAGUAGCUAAAGCGAUCCAAGAGUUCGGCAAGUUGGACAUACUGGUGAACAAUGUCGGUGUCAGCGGUGCACCAGGAACAGCGGUCGAUGUCGAUAUGGAAGCAUGGGCGAAGGGACUCGAGAUCAAUGUUAGCAGCAUGGUACAGAUGACAAAGUACUGUAUACCAGCUAUGCAGAAGAACGACGGCGAGAUGAAAGGCAGUAUCGUCAACAUGGGCUCAGUCGCAGGCUUGAAGGGCGGCACGCCGCAUCUGUUGUAUCCAACCAGUAAAGGCGCAGUGGUCAACAUGACUAGGGCGAUGGCUGCGCAUCAUGCAACCGAUGGUAUUAGGGUGAACUGUGUCUGUCCUGGCAUGCUAUACACGCCCAUGAUGUAUGCAGGCGGUAUGAGCGAGGAAGCCCGAGAAGCGCGAAAGAAGAGAAGUCUGCUGGGUACGGAAGGCAAUGGAUGGGAUGCAGCGUGUGCUGUGACUUUUCUGAGUUCAGAUCAUGCGAGGUGGAUAACGGGUGCGGUGUUGCCUGUCGACGCCGGUGCGACAGCCGCAGUAGGAAUCGGUAUGCCGAAGAGCGCCAGUGUCAACGGCUAGAGUAUGGAGUACAUGAGGCUAGAUGGCAGUCAGGGGAUGCAGGUGUUGAGGUUUGGCGCAAAACGGGAAGGAGCCGCGGCACAUCGACACACGCCGGCUCAUUGGCUUGCACCAGCGUCACAAUCCAGCUUCAACACCACUUCAUGUACU